AUUGGUCAAUGCCAUAAAUUAUGACCUUUUGACGAUAAUACCCUACGUAACUCUAACAACAUUAUCUCAUCUAAUCUCAAAAUUGUUUCUGUACAGUUUUGUAUUGACUGAAAUCAAGAUUACAACACAUAUCAGUUAAUCAAUAUGCGCUUAUUCAUCGACAAUCAUGAAGUCCGAAAAUGAUUCUAAAGCAAACUAUUUUAUAUGUACUGAAAUUUCUGCUUUCUAAUAGUUGAUGCAUCCAAGUAAAUUGUUCGAUGACUCCAUAUAUCCUUAAGGUGUAUCAGUAAUAAUUAUAAAGAUAAGUCAGUGUAUCCACAAGUAAAUAGUUUAGAAAUCAACAAUUAAAAAAAACUGUUUAGAAUGAGAAGGUACUGAUGACUGGGUUUAUGCUCAGUUUGCAAUCAAGAUUUUAUUAAUCAAUUUGUACCGGAAUUUAUAUCUCACGCACACACAUAUAUAUUGAAUACACUAUUAUUCAAAUGAAUUUUCCUGUUGAUCAUUUCUUUAUCUUAAUAAAUGCAUUUGUACAUUUAAUUGUAAACAUACAGUUGGUUUGGCUGAAUCCACAUGUAACUGAAGAAACAAUAAUAAAUAUACCGAAAGUAUAUUUCAUUCAUCCUGGUCCAUCUGUUUCAGGGAGUCAAUUAAUCAAGAAUCAAUUUCAAUCAUAUAAUGGUUCAUAUUUUCAGAAACCACAUAAUUACAAAGUCAAAAAGCACAAAAUGAAUAUUAAUACUACUAAUAAUCAUAAUAGUAGAUUUUCUAAUGUAACUCAAACAAAUUCAAAAUCGACGCACAAAAAGAUUUUUAAAGAUCAUAACAUAUCAAAGAACACAUUAUUCGUUGAAAGAUUACAUGAAGAAGUAAACUAUUUCAUACCAAAGUCACUAAAAUUUGAGCCAGAGAAAGAUUUGGCUAUAUUGUAUCCAGAAAGCAAUUGGCUUGACCCAUGCAAAGCCACUGCAUACUAUGGGGAUAUAGCGUUGGAUGAACACGAAUCUCAGAUGAUGUUGUCAAAAGGCAUGGCAUUAUCUGAUGAUCCAUUACAAAUAUGGGAUUUAGAAGAUAAUAAGGAAACGAACAAUCGGAGAAAUAAAUAUUCUAACAUCCCUAGUUCAAAACCAUUGAAUGAUAUUAAAAGUGAAAUGAGCACUCAUUUAGCUGGUAACUCACGUCAUUUGAAACAAAAGCAUAUUCAAAAUUACAAAGAUAUGGCAGACAGAAGUCUUCCAAACAAACUCAAAAAUUUAACAAGUAGACGCAGGGAACAAUCGAAAAAGUUUGGUCAAAACUUGCAGAGAAGAAGGAAUGAAUUACUUAGACGUCGAAGAUAUCGCCAACUUAAGGCCAAAACACAAGCAUUUAUUCAGUUAAAUAAAUUGCAUCAACAGAAAGCUGACAUAUUAAUGUUUACUCCUGAACAAAUAAAAAAGAAAGAGUUUUCUCAAGGUAAAAGAAGAUCUAAAAGGGCAGCUACAGCUUAUGUUUCAAGAACAUGGACAAACGGAGUUAUCCCAUACAUAAUACAAGCAAAUUUUUCAAGUGAAACUAAAGCUACGAUUAUGAAAGCUAUGCGACAUUGGGAAAAUUAUACCUGUCUUAGCUUUGUUGAAAGGCAACCACAUCACAGAUCCUACAUAAUCUUCACUGAAAAGGCAUGUGGGUGUUGUUCAUAUGUGGGACGACGUAGCGAAGAUGAACCACAAGCUAUAUCAAUCGGGAAAAAUUGUGACAAGAAAGGGAUAGUAAUUCAUGAACUUGGUCAUGUGAUUGGAUUUUGGCAUGAACACACUAGGCCUGAUCGAGAUGACCAUGUAGAUAUCCUACUCGAUAAUGUUGUUGAAGGACAAGAUUUUAAUUUUAAAAAAAUGGAUCCAGGUGAAGUGAACUCUCUUGGUGAACCAUAUGACUAUAGUUCUAUUAUGCAUUACGCUAAAGGAACAUUUGCUAAAGCGAAUAAAGAUGAAACGAUUAGACCAAAAGCUUGUUGUCCACGACCACCUAUUGGUCAACGUAUUCAGUUAAGUCCUGGUGAUAUUCGACAAACGAAUAAACUUUAUUUAUGUCCAGCAUGUGGUCGUACACUUCUAGAACCAGUAGGAAGUUUGUCUUCACCACAAAUGGCAUGGAAAUUAGAAGAUCGUUUCGGUGGUAAUGCCAACUCUUCAUUAUUUCCCGAUCCGAUAGGUUUAGAGCAGUCGAUUCAACUAGGAAAUGCUAUAUCAGUUGAUCAUCUUUUACCUGAUGAUAACGAGAAUAUGUAUCAUCCUUAUCGAUCAUUAACAAAUGGUAAUACAAUUGAUGGUGGUGAAGAUCAUAGUUUAAUCGGUAUGGUCAAUGAUAAUAAUUAUCAGUUAAAAACAAUUCCAUAUAAUCCAUUUAAAGGAUCAUUCAAUAAUGAAGAAGUUCCAUUGAUAGCAAUGAGUCGUUUAUCUAAAUUAUCAAAAACAAGUUCAUCAUCUACUUUAGGUUUCACAUCAGCUAGUCCUAUACUUUGUCAAUGGAGAAUAAAUGCUGCAUCAGGUGAACGGAUACGUUUAAAUUUUACACACAUGGAUAUAUCUGGACCGAUAACACAGGAUUCUAUACAUACACCAAAUAAUUUAAAUAAUUUACAUAAAGCAUAUGAAUUAAAUCAAAAAAGUAUCAAUCGUAUCUCAUGUAUUAAUGAUUAUGUAGAAAUAAGAGAUGGAUAUUAUUCUGGUUCACCAUUAAUUGGUCGUUACUGUGGUCAAAAUCUACCUCCACAGUUAAUUUCAACUGGGUCACGUCUUUGGUUAGAAUAUAGAAGAUCUGCUGGGAGUAUGACUACAGGUUUUAUCGCUGAUUAUGAAGCUAUAUGUGGUGGAGAAUUACAAAUGGAAGAAGGGACACUAACAAGUCCAAAUUACCCUGAAUUUUAUCGACCAAGUAAAGAGUGUGUUUGGCAAAUUAUUGUUCCCGUUGGUUAUUCUGUUGCAUUGAUAUUUCAUUCAUUUCAGCUAGAAAAACAUGAUACAUGUGUAUACGAUUACCUAGAGGUACGUGAUGGUUUAAAAGAUACAUCCCCACUGCUGAAAAAACUAUGUGGAUCACAUCUACCCACUCCAAUUAAAUCGACCAAUAAUGUGAUGUAUGUAAAAUUUGUAUCAGAUAGCUCAGUAGAAAAACAAGGAUUUACGGCCACAUUUCAGAAAGAAUUUGACGAGUGCAAAACUAUGAAACAUGGUUGCUCACAUACUUGUGUCAAUACACUUGGAGGUUAUCGAUGUCAAUGUGAGAUUGGUUAUGAACUACAUGCAGAUGGGAAACGUUGUGAAGAUGCAUGUGGAGGGGUAAUCAAUGAGUCGAAUGGUACUAUUCAAACACCUUUGUUUCCUGAUUUAUAUCCACCUAAGAAAAAUUGUAUCUGGAAAAUUUUGGCACCACCUAAAACGACAAUUUUUCUUAAUUUUACACAUUUUAAUUUAGAAGGCCAUAAUCGUGCAUGUCGAUAUGAUUUUAUCAAUGUUUACAAUGGUUCAACAGAUAAUCAACAGAAAAUUGGCACAUUUUGUGGUGAUCAAAUACCAGAGCCUAUUACAUCCCAUACAAAUGAGCUCAGUAUUGAAUUUUAUUCAGAUACAUCUGUACAACGUACUGGUUUCAGAGCUGUAUUCUUUACUGAUCGAGAUGAAUGUGCUGAUAAUAACGGAGGUUGUCAACAUUUAUGUAGAAAUACAAUAGGAUCAUACCAUUGCGCUUGUCGACCGGGUUUUAAUCUUUACGGCAGAUAUGAAUGCAAAGAGAACAUUAAAACUGGAUGUCAGCAAGAUAUAUCUUCACCCGAUGGGGAGAUUAUCACUCCAAAUUGGCCAAAUGAAUAUCCCGUGAAGCAAAAUUGUCAUUGGAAAAUCACUGUAACACCUGGUCAUCGAGUGAAAGUUAUAUUUGCCGAUUUUGAACUUGAAUCACAUCAACAAUGUACAUAUGAUCAAGUUAUAGCUUAUGAUGGACCAACAAAUAGCUCCGCUUUUCUUGGUCAAUACUGUGGUAGUAGAAAACCUGGUCCAAUUAUUUCUUCACAGAAUCAGUUAUUGCUUACAUUUAAUUCUGAUUCAUCUGUACAACGUAAAGGAUUUCGAGCUCAACAUACUACAAUUUGUGGUGGUCACCUAACUGCUGACAGUGUUCCGCAAACAAUUUAUUCACAUGCUAAAUUUGGUGAUCUCGAUUACGAAUCAAAUCAACAGUGUUACUGGACAAUUACACCAAAAUUAGAUAAUCAUACUGUUCUACUGAGAUUUCUUUAUUUUGAAGUAGAAGAAGAAACACUAUGCACGUACGACUACCUUCGAGUUUUCGAUGGGGGUGAUCCUAAAGGAAAACUUUUGGGUGGUUUUUGUGGGAGAACUUUCCCUUCUCUCUUCUCUUCAUUUUAAUAUUCUCGACCUUCUGCUCUCAGGCAUUCUACUUCUGACUGGUGGCGGUAUACUACUACUACAAUUAUUAUUAUUGUUAUUACUACCACUACUACCAUAAAUGACUUUGUUUAACAUUCCAGGAACACUAUGAGAGAUGCUAUUAUUUUGUUGAACAUGUAUCCUAUAUAUAUAUACUAAGGAUUUGUGUAAUUUGACUGUUUGUUGAUAUUACUUAGACAAGUUGUCUAAACAUAAAUUCUAUUAAACUUUUCUUUAUUAUCAAUGUUCUUUCAAUACAUUGGUGUAAACCUACACACACCCAGGAUAUGCACGCAUAUGCAAAAUCAGAAAAUCCUAUUUAAAUAAAGGAAAAAGUUUUAUAAUUUCAGAUGGGCGCUAAUACGCGUACACGAGCUUACAUACAUGUAUACAAACAAUUAAAUGCAUACACACAGAGAGAAAGAGAAACCAAAAUGCUUAUCAGUCUAUUUUCUAUAGAAAAUAAAUGAGAAUAUCAACCACUUGGAGAUGUACAUUGAUUACCCCUGCUAUGAUUUAUCUAAACAGCCGAAACAUCAAUUAUCAUAAAUUUUAAUGGAAAAUCAUUCAAGACUAUUAUUAUUCCGUAACCAUUGUCCCAGACCAUAUAUUUUUUUGUUUUCACAAGAUUUUCACUUAGUUGGAAAUUAUUAUGUUGUAAAAUGUAAAUUUUAUUUUCAGAAAAUAUAUUAAUGGUUUAAUCGUUUUGACCAACAGAUU
This is a messenger RNA of Schistosoma margrebowiei, 5144 nucleotides long. NCBI's taxonomy places the organism in Eukaryota, Metazoa, Platyhelminthes, Trematoda, Strigeidida, Schistosomatidae. The record is from the annotation of a GenBank genome assembly.